Messenger RNA from Strongylus vulgaris, 318 nucleotides. The record is from the annotation of a GenBank genome assembly. Lineage: Eukaryota; Metazoa; Nematoda; Chromadorea; Rhabditida; Strongylidae.
AUGAACAAUGUUGGAAUAUUAGAUGAAAGUUCUUUGCCGGGAAUAGUCAACCCUCCAGCACCUGUACCUAUCGAUAGGCCUCCAUUUCUUCUAGAAGCUCCUGAUGAUGUCGUUGCAGAGUAUUUCAAGAUAACAAUGGAUGAAAAGCUGACGAAAGGUGAGCUGAAACUUGCACUACAAGCUUGGAAAGCGUCUCUUCCACCUUUUCUACGAGUAGGCUUCCAGACGGUCGAUAUUGACGAUGAUGAAAGAGAGUAUCCGAAGUUUAAUAUCGCUGUGGUUAUAUUUGAGAUCAAGUAUUGUUUAGCAGAUAUAUGA